AUAAAAAAUAGUUUAAUUAAUUCCUUAAUUAUAGAGAUAACCAUAUUAACAAUAUAAUCCAUCUGAAUAGCUCUUUCUUCUUAAUUAAGCAAAAGAAUAAAUUUUCAUCUUCUCCUCCGAUCUCUUUCCGCUCAAAACGACGAUUCAUCGUCCCAACCCAAGGCGGAGCUCCGCCUCUUCCAACCGCAGAUCCGAUCUGUAUUCAUUUGCCAAAAACCCAAGUUUUGCACAUAUGCAUGUUUCCUUGAUUUUCAUGUGCCGUAAAUAAACACAGGACCCGACCCGACCCGGCCCGACCCGAGAGAGCGGCUGGAUAAGUACACCAUAAAAAAGAAAAAGAGUAGCAAUCUCCUGCUUUCAGAAUUUACUACAACCGGUUUCGGAACCAGUUGCAGAGAAAUGUAGAGUUUUCAAUAGCAGCAGAUUCCCCCCUCCCUCUUCUUCUCGAUUCGAUGGUUGACACGUCGUCGUUUUUAGCACGUUUACGUGGCGCAUGGUUAUACAACUCCCGGAGCUAAAUAGUUGGUUGAUUCGAUCUGAUUCUGCACAAAGCUUUCUUCUUCCUCCCUCAGCUGCCAUCUUUUUCUUCUUAAGAAAACCCCCAAAUCACAGAAUUCGUUGCUCUCAGUUGUUUUUUUGAUACGAUUUUGUUUGAUAGAAUUCGAAUUCACAGUAUUUUCGAAUAUAUAUAUAUAUACACGUAAUUUGUAGUUUAAUUCAGUAAUGGCAUUGUUUCGGAAAUUGUUCUACCGAAAGCCGCCUGAUGGACUUCUAGAGAUCUGCGAGAGGGUUUAUGUGUUCGACUGUUGUUUUACGACCGACGCUUUGGGUGAACAAGAUUACAAGGGCUAUGUGGGAGGCAUAGUCUCUCAACUUAGAGAGCACUACCCCGAUGCUUCGAUCCUUGCUUUCAAUUUCCGGGAGGGGGAGAAACAGAGCCAGAUGGCGAAUGCUCUGACAGAACACGAUAUGACAAUAAUGGAGUACCCUCGUCAAUACGAAGGCUGCCCGCUUCUUCCGAUGGAGGUCAUUCACCAUUUCUUGAGAUCCAGUGAGAGCUGGCUUUCACUCGGGCUGCAAAAUCUGCUUCUCAUGCACUGUGAAAGGGGCGGCUGGCCGGUUUUGGCUUUCAUGCUGGCGACAUUGCUAAUCUACAGGCGGCACUACAGUGGGGAGUUUAAGACAUUGGACAUGGUGUACAAGCAAGCACCUCGUGAGCUUCUGCACUUGUUGUCAUCUCUCAAUCCUAUUCCUUCUCAGAUAAGGUACUUACAGUAUGUGUCGAGGAGGAAUGUUGCCUCGGAGUGGCCCCCGUUGGACAGGGCUCUCACUAUGGACUGUGUCAUUAUUAGGAUGAUACCUAAUUUCGAUGGAGAUGGUGGAUGCAGACCGAUAUUUCGUAUCUACGGACAAGAUCCUUUCCUCGUCUCUGACCGUACGCCCAAGGUUCUGUUUUCGACUCCAAAGAAAAGUAGAGUUGUUCGCCACUACAAGCAGACAGAAUGUGAAAUAAUAAAGUUCGAUAUCAAUUGCCACAUUCAAGGUGAUGUUGUACUGGAGUGUAUCAGUUUGCAUGACGACGCAGAGCGAGAAGAGAUGAUGUUUCGAGUCAUGUUCAACACAGCUUUUAUCAGGUCAAAUAUUUUAAUGCUCAAUCGGGAUGAAAUCGACAUACUGUGGGAUGGGAAGGAUCUAUUUCCCAAGGACUUCAGGGCAGAAGUUCUUUUUUCGGAGAUGGACACUGCUUCUUCUAUAGUUCCUGUGGACAUUUCCUGCUUUGAGGAGAAGGAUGGCCUUCCGGUCGAGGCAUUUGCUAAAGUUCAGGAAAUGUUUAGUAGUGUGGAUUGGUUAGUACCAAAAGGAGAUGCUGCAGUCGAAGUUUUCCAACACCUGACUGCAUCAAAUGCAAUUAUCGAAGCUUAUACUCAUGCAGAAAAGUCUGAGUUGAAUCAUAGUUUUGAGACACUAGAACUUAAAUCAGAAUCUUCCCCGAAUGCAGAUAUGGGUGAUAAGCAGGUUAAGUAUGGUGAAAUUGAGGCAAAUAUAUCUCCAGAGAGAAGAAUAAUUGCUCCUUUCGAUCAUUCACCGCCCUCAUCAACUUCACCGCCUUAUCAACUUUCAACUGCAAAAAAUCUUCAUUUCUCACCCGAACAAGAGUCUGACGUAGAUGUGCACCGAAGUAUGCCUAAGAAGGUUUUUCUUCAAAGUGAAGCUGAGACAUCAACAUUUAAUCAAUUUUCACCUUUGAAGGAUAAUGUAUGUGUUCAAAGUACUUCUACUCCCCCUUUGAAUGAUCAGAGUACAAUUGAGGCUCGUAUAUCUUCUCCGUCAGCAGAUAGUCCUCGGAGCAAUGAUAGAGUCGUCAAGGAUGCACCUCCUAAAUCCGAACAUCCUCCUUCAAUAUUUUCUUCAACGAAAGAUGUGGUUGAAGGCAGUAGAGUUGCUCCACCUCCACCUCCACCUCCACCUCCACCACCACCUCCAUCUCCAUCUCCACCACCUCCAACUCUUUCUUCAUCAAUGAUGGAUGUAGGAAGAUUUGCCACAUCUGGAUUGUUGAUUCCUUCAAAAGUUGUGUUGUCAGAUCCAAAUGCUUAUCAAUCUAGCGGAUCACCUACAUCUCAUCUUUCUUCUCCCGGAACACAUGUUACUCAUAAAACUGCGUCUUUUGCGCCUCCUCUGCAAAAUCUGUAUGAGAGUCCUGCUAAAGAGGAUUCAACUGCUGCAUGUAGUCGACCUGCACCUGCACCUGCAGUUAAGACCUCACCUCCAUCGAUCUUUACCCCACAUUUGACAGAUAGUUCAGCUGAUAGACCUUCACCUUCUCAACCUCCACCCGCACCCCCUCCCCCACCCGCACCUCUUCUAAUGUAUCCUUCUCAACCUCCACCUCCACCCCCACCCCCACCUCUUCUAAUGUGUCCUAACGAGAGUCCAUCUGUUGUUGGAGGAAGGCCUCAUCUUUCAACACCUCCACCACCACCGCCCCCUCCAGUUUCACCUUUAAGGAAUAAUUUGGUCGAUCAACAUGUUUCACCUCCACCUCCACCUCCUCUAGAGCCUCCUAAGGAAAGAUCUAGUGGACAAGAGCCGCCUCUUCUUCCAGCUCCUCCGAAUUUCAGCCAUGGUGCAUCUUCAGUCACCGGACCUGCUCCACCUCCACCUCCUCCAGAGCCUCCUAAAGAUAGGUCCGGAGGAGGAGGACCCCCUCCCACUCAACCUAUUCCACGUUCAGACUAUGGUCCACCUUCAGUCACCAGAUCUGACCCGCGUCCACCUCCACCCCUACCUCCUCCACAGCCUCCUAAGGAGGGGUCAAGUGGAGGUCCCCCUCCUCCUCCUCCACCUCCUAUGAGUUCUGCGCCGAGUGCAGGACCCACGAAUAGGUCAGCACCACCCCCGCCUCCUGCCCCUGCUCCGCCUCCUACUCCCGCUCCGCUUUCUGCCCCUGCUCCCGCUCCGCCUUCUGCCCCUGCUCCGCCUCCUGCCCCUGCUCCGCCUCCUGCUCCCGCUCCGCCUUCUGCCCCUGCUCCGCCUUCUGCCCCUGCUCCGCCUCCUGCACCUGCCCCGCCGCCUGGUGCCAAUACAAGAAAUCCUCCUUCGGUUCCUUCAGCACCUCCUCCCCCACCGCAUUCCCCUAAAGGUCCUGCUGGUUUGUCAAAUUCUGUUUCAUCAUCUCCUCCACCACCUAUGGCACCACCGGGAACAAAAGGGAGGAGUUUAUUAUCUCGAACCGCACCUUCAAGGAAUAACCAGUCAAAGAAAUUAAAGCCGUUGCACUGGUUAAAAAUAUCAAGAGCAGUAUCGGAGCUGUGGGCAGAUGCACAGAAAUCUGGUGAAGCUUCUAAGGCACCAGAGAUUGAUAUUUCGGAACUUGAAUCUCUCUUCUCAGCUGCAGUUCCACAUCCAGAUCAAGCGGGUUCAGGCAGAAUGGGUUCACGGGGCUCGAUGGGGCAAAAACCUGAAAAAGUGCAACUGAUAGAACACAGGCGUGCAUACAAUUGUGAGAUUAUGCUUUCAAAAGUGAAGAUACCCUUGCAUGACAUGCUGAGUUCAGUACUUGCCUUGGAGGACUCGGCAUUAGAUGUUGACCAGGUUGAUAACCUAAUCAAGUUUUGCCCAACAAAAGAGGAGAUGGAAGUGCUUAAGGGUUAUAAAGGAGAGAAAGAUAAAUUAGGAAAAUGCGAACAGUUCUUUUUGGAGUUGAUGCAAGUGCCACGAAUAGAAUAUAAGUUGAGGGUGUUUUCGUUCAAGAUUCAGUUUCGCACCCAGGUUACUGACCUCAGAAAUAGUUUGAAUAUUGUAAAUUCUGCUGCAGAUCAGAUUAAGGGUUCUGCCAAGUUGAAAAGAAUUAUGCAGACAAUUCUUUCUCUCGGUAAUGCCUUGAACCAGGGUACAGCAAGAGGUUCUGCUGUUGGGUUCAGGUUGGAUAGCCUCCUUAAACUUACUGAGACUCGUGCUCGGAACAACAAGAUGACACUGAUGCAUUAUCUUUGCAAGGUGCUCUCUGAUAAAUUACCGGAGCUUCUUGAUUUCUGGAAAGAUCUUUCUAGCUUGGAACCUGCAUUGAAGAUACAACUGAAAUAUUUGGCCGAGGAAAUGCAAGCAAUAAACAAAGGACUCGAGAAAGUUAUGCAGGAGUUAUCCAUGUCUGAAAGUGACGGACCUGUGUCUGAACUGUUUUGCAAGGCGUUGAAGGAGUUCCUUUGUUUUUCUGAAGGUGAAGUAAGGUCACUGGCUUCACUUUAUGCAGGAGUGGGUCGGAAUGUAGAUUCUUUGAUCCUUUAUUUCGGAGAAGACCCAUCACGUUGCCCAUUUGAGCAAGUCAUUUCGACGCUGCUAAAUUUUGUAAAAAUGUUCAAAAGAUGCCACGAGGAGAACUGCAAGCAACUGGAGUUUGAGAGAAAGAAGGCAGAGAAGGAAGCUUCUGAAAAGUUGAAGAUGAAUGCUUCUGACGCUGCGCAACACUUGCUCCAAUCUCAAGUUAGAAGCGUCAAAUAAUUAAAGUAGAAUGUCAAAUUCGAACUCAGGUUAUAUAUAAAUAUCUAUAUAUAACUCUAUUUAGGAAACCGCACGAAAGAAAUCCUAAAUUAGGCCAAGUGUCGUAGAAUUGUAGAAGAAAACUUUAUAUGGGAGACUCCAAUUUUGUUCACGGUGGAUUCUUGUAUAUAUUUUUUUCUUAGGAAGAUAGUGACAGGUGAGAUAUCUUUCCUUAGCUUGUCCUUCUUUGAUUUAGUUUGACGAUCUUGUUACUUUGUACAGUCGAAAUCCAAGUUCUAGAGCAGCCAUAUAUAGGUUUUUUUUUUGCAUUUUCCGAGCAAAUGAAUAACCGUAAUAGUCCAGAUUUCUGGUAUUUAAUAAAAAUUUGUUCGAUUGCAUUCC
Messenger RNA from Erythranthe guttata (spotted monkey flower), 5382 nucleotides. RefSeq names its product formin-like protein 18. NCBI's taxonomy places the organism in Eukaryota, Viridiplantae, Streptophyta, Magnoliopsida, Lamiales, Phrymaceae. The record is from RefSeq and is a predicted model, not a curated record.